GAUAGAGUCCUAAGUAUGCUUCCACCUUGGCAUAUGUAUGAGCGGGGAUGUGAGUAUUUCAUCUUUACACUUGGAGUUGAGCUGGUAUACACCACUGUCAAAAAUUUGAAGGAUGACUUGCGACAAUAUCAACCUCAGUACUUCAUUUCUGUACCUUUAGUAUAUGAAACACUCUACAGUGGGAUUCAAAAGCAGAUUUCAACUGGCUCCACUGUUCGUAAGAUUAUAGCACUUACACUCAUAAGGGUCAGCUUGGCUUAUGUGGAGUUGAAGAGAAUAUAUGAGGGACUUUGUCUAACAAGGAAUCAGAAGCAACCUUCAUAUCUUGUCUCAAUGUUAGACUGGUUGUGGGCAAGACUUACUGCUGCAAUCUUAUGGCCAAUUCAUGUGUUGGCAAAGAAGCUUGUCUAUAAAAAAAUUCAAUCUGCUAUUGGAAUAUCCAAGCUUGGCAUAACUGGAGGUGGUAGUUUGGCUUUGCAUAUUGACAAAUUUUUUGAGGUUAUAGGGGUGAAUAUCCUGAAUGCAUAUGGUUUAACAGAAACAUCUCCUGCUGUUGCAGUUCGGCGACUGAACUGUAAUGUUCUUGGUUCAGUUGGCCAUCCAAUUAAACACACAGAAAUCAAAAUUGUAGAUUCUGAGACAGAUGAAGUUCUCCCACCUGGAUCCAAGGGUGUUGUAAAAGUCAGAGGGCCUCAGGUGAUGAAAGGUUACUAUAAGAAUCCAUGGGCUACAAAGCAAGUCCUAGAUGAGGAUGGUUGGUUAAACACUGGUGAUUUAGGUUGGAUUGUACCUCACCAUUCAAGAGGGCGGAGUCGUCGAUGUGGUGGUGUGCUUGUUCUUGAAGGACGUUCGAAGGACACUAUUGUUCUUUCAACUGGUGAAAAUGUAGAACCCUUAGAGCUUGAAGAGGCUGCCUUGAGAAGCAAUUUAAUUCAACAGAUUGUUGUUAUGGGCCAGGAUCAACGACGCCCUGGAGCCAUCAUUUUUCCCAACAAAGAAGAGUUGCUCUUUGCAGCAAAAAGAUUGUCCAUUGUAGAUUCAGAUGCAGAUGCCUCCGAGCUUAGCAAGCAAAAAGCAACUACCCUGUUAUAUGAAGAGUUGAAAAAUUGGACAUCAGAUUGCUCGUUUCAAAUUGGACCAAUCUUUAUUGUGGAUGAACCUUUUACGAUAGAAAGUGGGUUAAUGACUCCAACAAUGAAGAUCAGAAGGGAUAGAGUAGUAGCACUAUACAAACAAGAAAUAGCUAAUCUUUACAAGUAAUUGUAAUUCCCUACCAAAAUGUAAUGUUAUUUUUAUGACAUUAAUAAAAUUGUUUCCAACAG
This is a messenger RNA of Rubroshorea leprosula, 1322 nucleotides long. Lineage: Eukaryota; Viridiplantae; Streptophyta; Magnoliopsida; Malvales; Dipterocarpaceae. The record is from the annotation of a GenBank genome assembly.